Messenger RNA from Petromyzon marinus (sea lamprey), 3772 nucleotides. RefSeq lists its product as uncharacterized. Gene Ontology annotation, cellular component: cytoplasm. Lineage: Eukaryota; Metazoa; Chordata; Hyperoartia; Petromyzontiformes; Petromyzontidae. The record is from RefSeq and is a predicted model, not a curated record. Gene Ontology annotation, molecular function: tRNA binding; nucleotidyltransferase activity; double-stranded RNA binding. Gene Ontology annotation, biological process: regulation of translational fidelity.
GCGGACGGAGAGGCGGAGGAGCGCAUUGCGGCUUGCGAGCCUCGACUCGUUCACAUCACCCCCCACCACCACCACCACCCGACUCCCCGGGUUCUCUCGCGCCUGCACGGUUUGUCCGUGAGUUUCGCCGGAGACAGCUGCGUCCAACAUGAGCUCACCGGCCGAGAUCACGGGGCGUUCGCCCCCCAAACUCCACAACUCAGUGGGGGUCUUGGGCAUCGCCGCAGGGUCCCUGCUGGUCUCCAUCGAGAGCUACGCUCCGGGCCGCUUCGAGCCCACGGCGCUGGGCCUGCUGCUCCUCGUCGUCUCCGCGCUCCUCGCAUUCGCAGCCAUCCGCAGGCUCCAGUGCGAGGCGUCGGUCUUCGUGAACCUCUGCCUCAUCCUCUCGGCGCUCUGGGCCGGCCAGGGGGUCAUCAUGGUGCUCAUGGGCCAAGGGGCGAUCGGCCACGACGAGCAGAGCACGCGGCUGGCCCUGGCCCCGGGCCUCGUGGCCUUCGCCCCGGCCUGUCUGCUCCUCUGCUUCGUGGGCCUCGUCAAGGGCCCCGUGCUGCUCGCCGCGAUGUCGGGCGCGGUGGCCUUCGCGCUCUCGCACCGCAUCGCGCUCCUCUACGCGGGCCCCUCCGCCGCGCCGGGAUUCGGCUCCUCCGGGGUGGCCGCCAGCUACCUCGUGGUGGCCCUGGUGGGCCUCUACUACGGCGCGGGCCGCAUCGCGCACUACCUGAGCAGGGGCGCGCUGGGCCUGCCCGGCACGGCCGGCUCCAACAAGCAGGGGGCCCGCGGCGGAGAGGCCGCGGGGAGGAGGAAGCGCGUCCCGGGAGACGCCAACGAGACGGCGGUGGCCGGGUACGCGGCGUGCGCGCUCGCGGCCAGCGUCCUGGGCUGCAGGGCGCUGGGCAUCACCGCGCAGCUGAGCGGGGGGCAGGUGCCGUGGCUGGGCGCCGCCUUCGCCCUGCAGCUCCUCGUCUCGGUCCUCUCGUUCCGCUCCAACGACGCGCUCGGCGGCGUUUUCUUUGCCUUCGCGUCGCUCGUCAGCAGCGGCGCCGGGCUGCAGCUGGGCCUCUGGGCGUGGCACAGCGGCGGCGUCGUGGGCGGCUCCGUCUCCCUGCUGCCGCCCCCGGCCCCCGUCGUCCUCGCCGUGCUCUUCCUCGUCGCGUCCCUCGCCGCCGCCGACCGCAGCCUGGCCGAGGUGGCGGUGGGCCUGGUGCUCGCCGCCUCCUGCGUGGCCGUCGCCUCCGACUCGAGCGGCUUCCUGGGGGUCGCGUCGCUGCGCGCCGCCGUCGCCGUCUUCCUCGCCGCCCUCGCCUUCUUCUUCGUGCGCCUCUUCAACCUCGCGGGCGGCGACAUCCGCAUCCCCGUGGGCCAGGGAGUGGUCACGCGUCUCGUCUGCCGCCGGGGCGGCUACGCGGCCGUCUUCCUCACGGCCGAUCACGACUCCGCGGCGCCCGUGCUCGGCUACUCGCGCUACACGGACGCCGAGUCGCUGGGCCACGCGUGCAACGCCCUGGCCGCCUUCGGCAUGACGCUGGCGGCGCCGGCGGACGCAGCGGCGGGGCCCCUGAGCACGCUGGUGCUGCCCUGGGUGGUGGUGGCGGGCGGGCUCCUGCAGUUCGCGGCGGGCGCCAUCUCGUUCUCGCGCGGCAAGACGCUCGAGAGCACCGCCUUCGUGUUCUACAGCCUCAUGUGGCUCAUCUGGGGGGUGACGCGCUACGCGGGCCUCGCCGCCGCUGGCGAGCGCGGCUUCGACCUCUCGGCGGGGGUCAUCUGCUUCAUGGUGCUCAACCUGUUCGUGGCGCUGGGCACCGUCUUCCUCAGCAAGAUGUGGUUCGCGUCGGCGCUCUGCUUCGAGCUCAUCAUGGUGAGCUUCCUGCUCGAGGCGCUCGGCGCGCUGCCGCGCCGCUACGACGAGGCCGUCACCGUCAUCUUCGGCCUCGUCAGCUGCUACUGCUUCGUGGCGUCGCUCUCCGCGCAGACGCUGCACCGCUUCGCGCUGCCCGCGGGCAAGCCCUGGAUGCAGCUGGGGGGCCCCGCGGGCGCGGCGCACGCCUCCUGCCCGCACCUCCCGUCGCGCAAGGCCUCCUCCGUGCAGCAGAUCGCAGAGAUCAUGAAGAACGGGGGCACGUGCGGGGUGCCCACGGACACCGUGUACGUGCUCGUGGCCGCGUGCAACCGCCCCGAGGCCGUGAGGAAGGCGUACAGGAGCAAGAAGCAGGCCGAGCACCGGCCCAUGUCGCUGUGGAUCUCGGGCACGCGGCAGCUGGAGCCGGUGCGCCACCUCUUCUCGCCGCUGCUCUGGGGCCUCAUGGAGGCCGCGUGGCCCUCGUCCGUCAGCCUCGUCAUCAAGAGGGGGGAGUGGGUGGACAGCCUGGGCAUGGGCGACGCCGCGUCGCUCAUCGGCACUCCGGACAGCAUUGCGGUGCGCUACCCGGACUGCACGGUCACCACGCAGCUCAUCGACCUGGUGGGCCCCAUCGCGGUGACGUCAGCGAACCCCACGGGGGAAGCGGACACGACUCAUCACAACCAGGUGUACGCCAAGCUGGGGGCACAGGUGGACGGGGUGCUGUGCGAUGGCCCCUCACCGGAGAACAUCGCCUCCACCGUGGUGGACUGCACCAAGAUCGAGGAGGGCGUCCUCAAGUUCUUCAGAGUCGGCCUCGUGCCUAAGAGCAAGGUUCUCAAAAUGUUCGAGGAGGUGCGCGCUCGUCUGCAGCCGCCGGCCCAGGGCGGCAUCACCAACGUGGGCUUCGAGCAAGGAGAAGAUGAAGACAAAGACCGACACCACCACCACUACCACGAGGAAGAGGAUAGAGAUGACCAACAGCAGGACAUCACACCGGCCGUCUUGGUCGCCGGCGCCGCGAUGAGAGAGGAGUCGGACGCGUGACCCCCUCGGCGUAUUUCCUGGGAGGAGGUGGGGGGGGGGUAGAGCAGUGUCGGAUUAAGCUAGUGCGGGGCCUGUAACAUAUGUUAAAAAGGAGCCAUAAAUAAAAAAACACAUAAAUAUCAAAACACACAUUUUCAACUUGCACAGUAAAGUAAUUGUAUUUUUUUUAUUUGCUAUACGGCCAGAUGAUACGACAAAUCGCCAACCUUUUAGUGCGGGGCUCUUGAAAGUGCGGGGCCCGUAGCUACUUAUGUAGCUACUUUUGCUACGAGGAUAAUGAAUCCGCCACUGGGGUAGUGUUCCCGAACUGGUCUCAAGCUACCCCUCCCCCCCGACUCUUGGUCCGACCCGGGUGGUGACAUCAACAAGACGUCCGUGCCCAGACAGCGCUCGUUUAGCUUACAUACCCAGCCGUGAACGUGCGAAACGUAUUAUCAGCAUCCAGCAGCUGUGAUAAAUCCACCUGCUUCAUCCUUGUAACUGUAUGGUAAUCAAUUUGUGUUUUGCUUUUGAUGUUUUGGUGAGCCCCCACCCCGGCCACACUUGCGAAUGAGACGCAUCCUCGGUCUCUUGAGUUCUCGCCCGGCUACGCAACAUAACGGUGGAGGUUGAAGCACUGCUGGAUGCGCAGGAGCUAAUUUCAUCGCUCCAUCUCCAUUGUCGAGGUCCUGCCGGGCGUGUUUCCUCCUGUAACUGCUCAUCCGGUCGAUGUUCCAAUCCCUUCUAGCUAUCUGUCCUGCUCCCGUAUGUAUGUAUGUAUCAGGGACGUGCGGUCAGGGGAGGCAGGGGAGGCAGAGCCUCACCUGUCAUACUCCAAUGAAAAUAGCUGUUACGAAAAGUAAAAAAAAGGAUAAUCAAAUGAAAUAAAGAUUUAGAUUUUUACACUGA